CUCGCGAGAGGGACGGGAGUUGCCCUCCCUGGAAGGAAUGGGAGUGUGACGGGGACCUGGAGGAGGGGCCAGUGAACUAGGACUCAUGGAGCGUAGUUCUGCCUCUGAGCCCUGCCAUGGCUGGUUCCAGAAGAUCUCUGACUGUGUCUGAGGUUCCUGGUUCUCAGAAGUCACCUGCCACCCUGGGGGUGUUCAAGAAGGCAGGACUGGGACCCGGCUGCCGAUGCCGUGGGAGGUCCCUGGGGAUGGAGAUCAGCCGGGCUGGCAACGGCACAGAGAGAGGAAGAGUGACAGCACCCUCAAGAGAGUUUCGAUGCUGUGAGUCCCACUCCCCUCUGCCCCCAGCCAGCCCCGGACCAUGGGCACACACGUGCCUGGCAUAUCAGAGAGGAGAUGGGCUGGCCAUGAAGAUCAAGCAAGAGAAGCUGCAGUGGCCCGUGCCGCCGCUUGGGCUUUCGGAGAAGGAUAAGGAAAACAUCUUCCAGCAGCAUAGGGGCCUCCCGCCAUGCCAGACCAUGGGGAGGCCUCGAGCCUCGGGGGGACAGGAGGAGACUGGGGGUCCAAAGUGGACUCCUCCCGCUGAGCAGGAUGCGGGGCUGGCAGGCCGGGCUCCCGGGGCAGCCCCUGGCCCCCUGAGCCCGGCGCUCUCUGCCAGCGAAGGCCACUUUGUGUGCCUGGACUGCGGGAAGAGGUUCAGCUGGUGGUCGUCCUUGAAGAUCCACCAGCGCACCCACACCGGGGAGAAGCCAUACCUCUGCGGCAAGUGCGGGAAGAGCUUCAGUCAGAAGCCGAACCUAGCGCGCCACCAGCGGCACCACACGGGCGAGCGGCCCUUCUGCUGUCCCGAGUGCGCGAGGCGCUUCAGCCAGAAGCAGCACCUGCUCAAGCACCAGAAGACCCACGCCCGGCCCGCCACCCACUCGUGCCCCGAGUGCGCGCGCUGCUUUCGCCACCAGGUGGGCCCCGAGUGCGGCCGCCGCUUCAGCCAGAAGCCCAACUUGACGCGGCACCGGCGCAACCACACGGGCGAGCGGCCCUACCUGUGCUCCGCCUGCGGCCGCGGCUUCCGCCAGAAGCAGCACCUGCUCAAGCACCUGCGCGUCCACCGCGGAGCGCCGGCGCCCAGCCCCAAGGACGAGGCGCGAUCUGAAUUCCAGAAGAAGCCUGAAUUGGGGUGCCUGGAAAGGUCCCAGGGUGCUGAGGACCGAGGGAGAAGGAGAGAUCUGAAGGUCGUCCUGGCAGGUGUAACUUUGGUGACAGGAAGUGGAGAGCGAGAAAGUGUGGUUUUCCUGCGCGUGGAGGGACAGCAGUGGUCAGGACGGCUUGCCAUCAAAGCCACGGGAACACUAAAUAUAGCCCUGGGCAAACUCUACCCUGGAUUGCAGCUGGAAGCUCCCAUGACCGAGCUGGCGUCCUCCGGGGACGGGUCCCCUGCAGGGGACGGGGAGGAGGGCCUGGGAGACGAGCGCGGCCUGGUCAUCCACCACCCGACCGAGGAGCAGCCCCACCGCUGCCCACUGUGCGGCCAGACCUUCUCGCAGCAGCCCAGCCUGGUGCGGCACCAGAAAGCGCACGCCGGGGCGGGCCGCGCGGCCGCCUUCGUGUGCCCCGAGUGCGGCAAGGCCUUCAGCGUCAAGCACAACCUCGAGGUGCACCAGCGCACGCACACCGGGGAGCGGCCCUUCCCCUGCCCCGAGUGCGGCCGCUGCUUCAGCCUCAAGCAGAACCUGCUCACGCACCAGCGCAUCCACAGCGGCGAGAAGCCGCACCAGUGCGCGCAGUGCGGCCGCUGCUGCCGGGAGCCGCGCUUCCUGCUCAACCACCAGCGCACCCACGCGCGCAUGCCCGCGCCGCACCCGCGCCGUCCCGGCGUCUUUGGGGAGCGGCGGCCCUACUUCUGCCCGCGCUGCGGCAAGAGCUUCGCGCGCGAGGGCUCGCUCAAGACCCACCAGCGCAGCCACGGCCACGGCCCGGAGGCUCAGGCAACCCAUUUAGGCCGCGUGCUUUGACACCCUGGAGCUGGUGCGGGGCCACGGCCCCCUCUCUGGAUCCGACACCGGGAGAGGGGGCGGACAGGUUUGGGGUCUUGAAGGUGGGGCUGCUGCCAGGCCCAGGCCGCUCCCUUCCCGCACUACCC
Tupaia belangeri chinensis (Chinese tree shrew) is the source of this 2137-nucleotide messenger RNA. RefSeq names its product zinc finger protein 775. Gene Ontology annotation, biological process: regulation of transcription by RNA polymerase II. The record is from RefSeq and is a predicted model, not a curated record. Lineage: Eukaryota; Metazoa; Chordata; Mammalia; Scandentia; Tupaiidae. Gene Ontology annotation, molecular function: DNA-binding transcription factor activity, RNA polymerase II-specific; RNA polymerase II transcription regulatory region sequence-specific DNA binding. Gene Ontology annotation, cellular component: nucleus.